AUGUUUGAUGCAAUGGGUGCUGCUGGAUCAGCAGAUGACAUUAACGCUAUGGAAAUUCACCACUGGUACACAAAGUUUAUGAAGGAGUGCCCGUCCGGACAGCUUUGCCUGCAUGAAUUUAAACAUGUCCUGGAUCUACAUGGACUUACUCCUGAAGCUAACAACUAUGUGGAACAAGUAUUUCACACAUUUGACAUGAACAAGGACGGAUUUAUAGACUUCUUGGAGUUCAUAGCUGCAAUAAAUUUGGUGAUACGAGGGAAAAUUGACCAAAAAUUGAAAUGGUAUUUCAAGCUAUACGAUGCUGAUGGAAACGGAUGCAUUGACAAGAAAGAACUAUUAAGCAUAUUCAGGGCCAUCCAGGCUAUUAAUGGCUACACCAACAUGAGUGCUGAAGAGUUCACAAACAUGAUAUUUCAGAAGAUAGAUGUGAACAAUGAUGGGGAACUGACUUUAGAAGAGUUUAUCAAUGGUGUGGAAAAAGAUGAGGACCUAAUGGAAUUGAUUACGAAAAGUUUUGACCUUUCCAACGUACUCAAAGUCAUACAGAACGGCAGGAGAAACAGUGUCUGAAGGAUCCAGUCAUGGAGGUGGUUUCUGUGUCAUCAUUUCAAGAAAGAUAAUAUUUGAUAUAUUCAGAGAGCUUGAUGUUGUCAAAGCCUGCCCGGGCGAUACUGAGCAGCCUUCUUCAGGAGUAACAAUUUUCACUCUUCAUAUAUCUCCUUUUAUUUUCUUUAUUCUUUCCCUGGCUAAUGACUGUGGCAGCCACAGAAAAACAAAACAAAACAAAACAAAACAAAACAAAACAAAACAAAACAAAACAAAACAAA
This is a messenger RNA of Prinia subflava (tawny-flanked prinia), 830 nucleotides long. RefSeq names its product guanylate cyclase activator 1C (gene GUCA1C). NCBI's taxonomy places the organism in Eukaryota, Metazoa, Chordata, Aves, Passeriformes, Cisticolidae. The record is from RefSeq and is a predicted model, not a curated record. The coding region runs from base 1 to 573 and encodes 190 amino acids. Gene Ontology annotation, molecular function: calcium sensitive guanylate cyclase activator activity; calcium ion binding. The transcript is spliced from 4 exons.